AUGGACACGAAUGUACAAAAGAGACGAGAAAACAAAAAGUCAUUGCGAGUUAAAGUUAUCAGCCUUGGAAAUGCGGAGGUUGGGAAGAGCUGUAUCAUAAAGCGCUACUGUGAAAAGAGAUUUGUCCCCAAGUAUCUUGCCACUAUUGGAAUUGAUUAUGGGGUUACGAAAGUACAGGUACGGGACAGAGAAAUUAAAGUGAACAUCUUUGACAUGGCAGGUCACCCUUUCUUCUACGAGGUACGUAAUGAGUUCUAUAAGGACUCUCAGGGCGUGAUCCUGGUCUAUGACGUGGGCUUGAGGGAAAGCUUCGACGCCUUGGACAGCUGGCUGACGGAGAUGAAGCAGGAGAUGGGGUCUCAGGCCAACAUGGAGAGCAUCAUUUUUGUGGUGUGUGCGAACAAGGUGGAUUUGACUAAGAGGAGAGUGGUGGAUGAGAGUGAGGGGAGACUCUGGGCUGAGAGCAGAGGUUUUCACUAUUUUGAAACGUCAGCACAGAGCGGAGAGGGUAUCAGUGAGAUGUUUCAGGCUUUCUUCUCGUCUAUAACGGACAUGUGUGAGAACGGAGGGAAGCGACCGACCCCCGAGGUCAGUGUGGGGUUCACUAAGGAGCAGGCCGACACCAUCCGGCGGAUCCGCAACAGCAAGGACAGCUGGGAUAUGCUAGGGGUCAAACCUGGGGCCACCAGGGAGGAAGUCAAUAAGGCAUACAGGAAGCUGGCAGUGUUACUGCACCCAGAUAAAUGUGUGGCCCCAGGGAGUGAAGACGCCUUCAAAGCAGUGGUGAACGCUCGCACAUCCCUGCUUAAAAACAUCAAGUAG
Messenger RNA from Chanos chanos (milkfish), 822 nucleotides. RefSeq names its product DnaJ (Hsp40) homolog, subfamily C, member 27 (gene dnajc27). Gene Ontology annotation, molecular function: GTP binding; GTPase activity. NCBI's taxonomy places the organism in Eukaryota, Metazoa, Chordata, Actinopteri, Gonorynchiformes, Chanidae. The coding region runs from base 1 to 822 and encodes 273 amino acids. The record is from RefSeq and is a predicted model, not a curated record. The transcript is spliced from 7 exons.